AUGUCCUCCCUCUCCUUCUACGAGCCCUUCUUCUCUCUCAACGACUUCCAACGCUUCUUCGACGAUGUGUUCGAUCGUACGUCGUCAGAACGCCAGGUCGUGCCUCGUAAUGGACAACAACAACAGCGCACCAUGUCUCGCGGAUUCCAACCGCGCGUUGAUAUUCACGAGGCACCCGAGGCGAACGUUGUAACAGUCUGGUUCGAGUUGCCGGGGAUGACAAAGGAGAAUAUCUCGAUUGACGUCUCGAAGGGUCGUCUCGUCGUUUCGGGCGAGGCGGGCUACAGGGAUGUCGAUGAGAAAGGCUUCAUUCAUCGUGAGAGGCGUACGGGACGCUUCGAACGGACUCUGCCGCUCCCGACUGGUACUCAGCCAUCUGAUAUCAAAGCGUCUUUGGAGAACGGCCUACUAACCGUUACGUUCCCCAAGAGUUCUCCUGAGCAACUCCCACAGAGGGUCACUAUCUCUUAA
This is a messenger RNA of Fomitiporia mediterranea MF3/22, 471 nucleotides long. Its product is annotated as small heat shock protein. Bases 1 to 471 code for a protein of 156 amino acids. The transcript is spliced from 2 exons. The record is from RefSeq and is a predicted model, not a curated record. NCBI's taxonomy places the organism in Eukaryota, Fungi, Basidiomycota, Agaricomycetes, Hymenochaetales, Hymenochaetaceae. Gene Ontology annotation, biological process: response to heat; response to salt stress; response to hydrogen peroxide.